Cuculus canorus (common cuckoo) is the source of this 1189-nucleotide messenger RNA. It is a transcript of the gene THAP7, whose product is annotated as THAP domain containing 7. Gene Ontology annotation, cellular component: nucleus. The coding region runs from base 42 to 956 and encodes 304 amino acids. Gene Ontology annotation, biological process: regulation of DNA-templated transcription. The record is from RefSeq and is a predicted model, not a curated record. NCBI's taxonomy places the organism in Eukaryota, Metazoa, Chordata, Aves, Cuculiformes, Cuculidae. The transcript has 5 exons.
GCGAGAGUUGGCGCGGGCGGCGGCGGGAUGGGAGCGCCGAGAUGCCCCGUCACUGCUCUGCCGCCGGCUGCUGCACCCGCGACACCCGCGAGACCCGGAACCGAGGGAUCUCCUUCCACCGUCUCCCCAAAAAGGAUAACCCCCGGCGGGCGCUGUGGUUGGAAAACAGCCGCCGCCGCGAUGCCACCGGUGAGGGUCGCUGGGAUCCGGCUUCCAAAUACAUUUACUUCUGUUCCCAACACUUCGAAAAGAGCUGCUUUGAAAUCGUCGGCUUCAGUGGUUAUCAUCGACUGAAAGAAGGCGCUGUCCCCACCGUCUUCGAGUCCAACACCCCAAAACCUCCCCGAACCCCAAAAGUGAAGCCUUCACCCCCCGAAAGGGACCCCCCAAAACCCCUUCGGACCACCAAGAGGUGGAGAUGUGACCCUUCUCCUUCUUCUUCCUCUUCUUCUUCUUCAUCAUCAUCUUCUCCACCGGAUCCUUCUUUCCCAUCCGACGUCUCGUGUUUCCCUCAAGAAAGCGAAGAAGCCGAUAACCACGGCGGAAUUCCGGCUCUUCCGAGUCCUUCGGUGGCACUUUUAGUGGCCACAGGUGACCAAGAAACCACAGCGACACCGGCGCUUCCGGAUGGAAUUCCGAAGUCUUCUUCUCGACCUCUUUCUCCGUCGCUUUUUAUGCUCCGUCUUCCGCCUCGGAUCGGAUCCUACAUCCAAAACGAACACAGUUAUCAGGUGGGAAGCGCUUUGCUUUGGAAGCGCCGUGCGGAAGCGGCGUUGGACGCCCUCGAUAAAGCUCAACGCCAACUCCAAGCGUGUAAACGACGGGAACAACGCCUCCGGAUCCGUAUCGGAGAGCUCCAACGAGAACGACGGGGACACCUGGAAGCUCGGCGGACGCCGAAGGAAACGUCGGAAAAGGUGGUGGAGCUCCGAACGCUUCAAGAGAGCGGCGAGUGAAUUCCUGGUGGCAUCUCCAAGGCUUCUGGAAGCUCCUUCUUAGCUCUUUCUCUUCGCGUCGCUCUUCGGAUUCCAACUUCCGAUUGUGGCUCGGGUGGAAAUCUGGAAUGAGGGGAUCGAAACGAGAUGGGAUCCAUCAGGAUGGGAUCCACCAGGAUGGAAACGGUUGAGUUUGGAGCCACCGGAAUGGAAGAUAUUGAGUUUGGAGCCAUCAGAAUGGAAACCAUUGAGUU